Messenger RNA from Toxoplasma gondii ME49, 11331 nucleotides. RefSeq names its product SWI2/SNF2-containing protein. Lineage: Eukaryota; Apicomplexa; Conoidasida; Eucoccidiorida; Sarcocystidae. The coding region runs from base 1 to 11331 and encodes 3776 amino acids. The transcript is spliced from 12 exons. Gene Ontology annotation, molecular function: ATP-dependent chromatin remodeler activity; endonuclease activity; ATP binding. The record is from RefSeq and is a predicted model, not a curated record. Gene Ontology annotation, biological process: DNA repair; replication fork processing. Gene Ontology annotation, cellular component: nuclear replication fork.
AUGAGGGAAAAGGGUGCCAGUGUGUUUGGCGAAGCGCCGAACAACGCGGCAGAACAGACACGACAAGAUAAGUCAGGUAGAGGAGACGAAAAACGCUCCAGACGAGCUGCCGGUCUAGCUGAGAGUGCUCACUUCACCGUCAAAGUAGAGGGGAGAGGAGCAGGAGGCACAGAAGAAGCCGGCCCGGAGGCGACAAUGAAGACAAAGCCGACGCGCGGAAGAACGAGGAAGAGCGAGGCAGAGAGGAGGCCAGAAACCGAUAAGAAGAGGGCAGUGAAGAGACGGGAAGCGACAACAAAUAAAGAGGAAGAGGAAGGCGCGGAGAGUGUUGCAAAGAAGCAGAUCGCGGGAAAGGGUGAGCGAGAGAGUCGCGAACGAGGGACACAGUCAAAGAGAAAGCGGAGACCCACAGAAGACGAAAACGCAGAGACAACUGAACCUCCAGCGUGUCCGAAAAACGGACGCACAAAGCAGGCGAAAAACUGUGAGCAAGAAACACAAACUGAUAACCUGAGGGGCUGGCGCCCCCGUGCAUUACGGAGCUGGAGAUCCCGCCUUCUUCUUCAACUUCAGCGGCGAGAACAACUCAGUGCAGAAAAUGCGACUCUAAACCCAUGUACUGUAAACAGUGUGCGCCCUGAAGCUCCACCCACGUCUUACCUUCCUCCAGACCAUCCUUCUUCGUGUUUGUCCGUAUCUUCUCCAUCGUCUUCUUCCUCUUCGUUUCCUUCGUCUUCUGCUUCUCCAUGCAUUCCUUCGUCUUCUCCAACUUCGGUCUGUGCGUCUGCUGAUUGUUCUUCAUUCUCGGCCUCUGCGGGCACUCCCUCUUGUGUCUCACCUCUUCACCCAAAUCGGGAGGGCGAAGGACGCCUCUCAGCUGCGCAUGCAUUUGAGGCCUUCACGUACACCGGCGCUGAGGGGAGCAGCCUGUCCGCUCUUCGAGGGACGCCUGUGAAGAGGCGAAAUGGAGGCCGGUCUCCGAUGUCUCCUAUGGAGGGGAGGUGUCGAGGAGGCGCUGCCUCUGCAGGUCCAGAGGAGCGUCACGGUCAUCCACAGCCGACUUUGGGGGGUUGGGAAACUCCGGUGAGACCUCGCCGUGACUCCGCCGCUCCUGCGACGGUUCUCCCCUCAGUCCAGGCAGCGACCGCGGUCGCCGCACUUCGCGGGGGCGCAUGCAUCAGGGAAAACAAAGAGAGGCGCAGUGUGGCUUCGACCUCUCACGAUGUGUCUGGCACUGGAUCCCCCUUCUGUGCUCCUGGUUCGUCUCUCCCUCGCUCGUCAGUCGACCUCUCACUCUCGGGGGGUGCUGCGCCUUCAAAGUGCGUUGGGGUCUCAAUCUCUCCUUCGCUGUCUCCGUCGAACUCUGGCGACCUUGACAAGGUCGCGUCGCCUACAGAAGGAAGUCAAAGAAACUCCAUUCUGGCAUUUUGGGAAGAAAUCGACCGACGAAGGACUCUCAGUCCCUCAGAGGUUGCUGCCACCUUCACCUGCCCCGUCUGUGGAAUCCAGGGGAUGCGAUUUGUCACUGGCCGCUACGGCGCCUUCCUGGGUUGUUCGAGCUUCCCCGCAUGUCGCGGGAAGAGGUCGGGCCGCGAGGUGGAGCUGUGGCGGGCAGGGGGGCCUGCGGGUCACAAACGGCGGAACGCGAAGUUGACCCUGACAUGCGAAAUGGAGUCUUGCUCUUCUUUUCGUGUGCAUGCGCAAGGCGACUCAGAAGUCGGAGAGUUGCUGCGCCUAGCGCUUCCCUCAGUCAUCCAAGGGGCCGCCGAGGCAUUCUGGAAGAAGCAACGGGGGCAGGCAAAAGAUGGAGAAACGAGCGAGAGGACGGCUCGCUUCCGAGAGGUAGAGAGGGCAGAAGGCCCGAAAGAGGAAGGCGUAGCCGAGCAAGCAAGAGGCAUGCAGAUGCGUGAGGGCGACAGCCAGGCUGAGGCACCUGCAAGCAUGCAUUAUCGAUCUAGCGGAGCAAGGAUGGACAGCGAAGACAGAGAAACAUUUACACGGGUUGCGGGAGACGCGGUCGACAAAGACAACAGUUGUGUCUCGUGGACACGAGACGAAGGCUACACUUGUGACUCUCCUCACGAGUGUCAGAGAGUCCAGAGAGACAGCAGAGACACCAGCGCGCGAAACGACAUCCCAGACCUCCUGCGCCCUCUUUCCUGGUUACCCCGCGUAGAUCGUUUGAAGAGCCGCAAAGCACCCUGGGCGGCUUUCUUGCCUUUCAUCUGUCGCGCGGGAGAGAUGUGGCGUCAGACGGCCGGAGACGGAAGUCGACAUCUCAAAGAGAGUUCUUCUCGUGCCGCGUCGGACCGUCUCAGUUCGACGCGAGGGGGUUCAAACAUACCGACUGAUGAAGGCGUUACAGAGAGGAGGCAGAGUGUGAAGGACGAUCUUUUGAAUUCUGCUUCUCCUUGCGACGAGUCCCUCUUGCGCAUGCUCCUCGCGGGCCUACCUGGCGGCGAGCGACGAACUGCUGGAGACGAUUGCACGGCACAGCGCCCGCCAGACUGGGACUGGACGGUAGGCUGUCUCGCUCCCCCAGGUGUCCCGUUAGUUGGCCUGGCGGGUCGCGCAGGCGUGAGGGAGCCUGCAGAAGGCGCAUGCAAUGGACGAAACGAGGGCGAUGCAGUUGAUACUUUUGGCGAGUUUCCAGGUGACACAAAAACCGACAAAGGUGGGUUUGGAAGCGCACGGGAGAGGCAGAGGGAGGCGACGGAGACUGGAGUGGAAGAUACAGGUGACCUUCCGUAUGUCGACGGCUGCGUCUUCGUGCUUGAGGCCUACGAGUGGAUCAUCAGCAGCCUCGUAGAGCAGACCAGCGAGUGGUGCCACGUUGCCCCGAUUCCAGGUCUCACCCUCAGAUUCUUUAGAGAGUACCAUGACCGCACGGGCGAACGCGAGAACGCCUUCUUCGUCGGAGACCAUCAGACAGCGCUGGCCAUCGCCAAUCAUCGCAUGCCUCCCCUGCUCCGCAAGUCGCUUUUUCCAUUUCAACUCGAAGGCAUUCUUUUCGCGCUUCAACGCGGCGGGCGGGUUCUAAUUGGCGACCAAAUGGGACUAGGCAAGACCAUCCAGGCUCUCGCUCUCCUGAGUAUCUACAAAGCUUUUCCCGUCCUUAUUGUCGUUCCAGCUUCCCUGCGCCUCGUGUGGGCUGAGGCGAUUGAGCGCUGGUUACCCUCCCUCAGUUGUCCCUCUGCUCUCCUCGUCAUCUUCGGUAGCGACGACAGGCCGGCGCUUCCUGCCCCUUCCCCCGUUGGGUCUCCCGGCCAUGUCCCUUCCUGCUUUAGGCCUCCGGUAUCCGCGUUUCUUGAGCCUUCGGCUUCUGGAAAUUCUCCCCCCUUGUCUUCCCUCGACCUCACGUCUCCCCUCGGGUUGUCCACAGCCCUGCCGUCUGCGUCUGCAUUGCCUAUCAAAUCGACUGUCCUCUCCUCCCGCUCUUCUCCCGCUUCCCUGGCUUCGCCCCUAGGUUCCUCGCCACCGGCCGCUUGGGCUCCGUCCGGAGUCGCCCCCGCCGAAGCCUCUCAGCUGCCUGCCUCGCCUCAGAUUGUCCUAACUUCCUACGAGAUGACCCGCCGCCUGCCGGACUUUCUCAGUCAAAUGAACUUCCAGAUGGUCAUCGUGGACGAGAGCCACAAACUCCGCACUCCUGCAAGUGCCGGCGCUGUUUCCGGACUCGAGGCGGACAUGACGCGGCGAGUCCUGCAGCUCAUCAAAGCUGCCACAUACGCUGUGCUCCUCACCGGCACACCCAGCGUGAAGCAUCCCUUCGAUCUUUUCAGCCAAAUCGAUGCUCUCCGGCCUCCCAUGGAGCCCCAGGCCUGGCGGCAGAGACAGGCGCGCGUCAGGGCCGACUGGGCGAGGUUCCGCCGCGAAGCGGAGACUGCGGGGGCACCUCGGAGCAGAGACCUCCGCGAGCGCGUGCGAGGCCCGGCGGGCCAGACUGGCGCGUGGGCGGAGGCGGAGGAAGAACCUGGAUGGCGGGGGGCGGUGCGGGGGGCGGCGGAUUGGGGGAAUGAAACUGAGGGUGGUGAAAGGGCAGGUGGAAGAACCUCCUUCUUUUCUGGAGACAAGGUGGGGAGGCUUGAAGCUGAUGGCGCGUCAGCGACUGCCGCCCCGGACCAGCUCAAACCGACGCGUGGUGAGGAGAAGGCGGCGAGAUGUAGAAGGACGAGUUUUGCGGCGCGACCCCGGCGAUACGCCCACGAAGGGAACAUUUUGCGAGCCGACAGAAUCCAGUUUGGAGAGGAGUACUGCACGUCGGUCUUGACCUACGGAAGUCGGAAGCGCUAUGGCAUUUCGGCGCGGAGCUGGGAGCUACAUCUUCUUCUCACGACGGCGGUGCUCAUUCGCCGCAGGCAUCUGAGCUCGUGGAGAGAACCGGGUCCUCAUGGAAAGCCCGGACGCUGGGGACUUCCAUCGAAUUCGUCCGCCCCACGCCCUCCGGGAGGAGACGCAGGCCAGGUGGCACGGGCCUCGGGAGGUUCCGGGCUCCCUCGGCGAGUCUCCGGAGCUUGGGACGGAGAACCCAAGUCCGAAAACGGAGACACACAGACAGCCGGAGACAGGCGGAGUGACGACGGCAGACACCGACGACUCUCCGGAUUCGGGCAAGAGAAAGAGCGAAACGACGAUGAGAGAUGUGAGGGGUUUGAAGGCGGGGCAGCUGCAGGACAGGUCCGAGAAGACGAACAGGCGUGGGGAAGGCCGCGAGAUGAUGCGGGGGAAACGAGGCGGAAAGCAGAAGAAGGAAAAGCAAUUCAGGAAGACAAAGAAGGUGCGAUGUUGUCUCCAGACGGCGGGGAUUGCCUUGCUGUCCCUCCACCGUGCAUUCGAAUUCUCCAGGCACUGCAACUCACCGGAGAGAACCAAGCGAUUCAUGCAAUCGCCGUCGCCACAGUUCUUCGGCGACCCCCCUUUUCGUCGCUUUGCCAGGAGGUGCAGAGACUUUGCGACGAGCGGCAGAAAUCAGCAAAAGACGAGCUUGCGCGACAGACAGAAGCACAGCUGGGGUUGGGAAAGAGAACCGAACGCACGCGCGGAAGCGGACACAGUGCGAAAGGGAAGACGAGGAGCUCUGCAGGGCGCCGGAAGGGGGCAAGCGGGGACAAGGUAGGAGGACCUGAGGACAGAGAGGAAGCAGGAGGAGCAGAGCCGAGGGGGAGGGAACUGCAUUCACCGGAGAAACGCAAAGCGAAGAACGACGAAGAGUGUGGACCAGGGAAACGAAGGAAGACAGACGAAAAGAGACCCAACGAUGACACCUCAGGGACACAGCAACGUCAGGACGUCGGAAAAGGCGGCAGGGCGAAGCGAGAGAACGAUCCAUCAGCCGGGCGUCGAGCCAGACUGGUGAAGGAGGAGAGAGACGCAACAGGAGAUGCAGCGAUCGAAGUGAAUUUCGAAGCUUCCAAAGACGUCGAACACGCCAAGUGCAGUGGCGCGGAAGAUCCUGCGCUCUCGCAGUCGACAAAGCGGUACUUAAAGACAAACAACGGCAACCCGCAGCAGACAGAGAAAACGCGAAGGGCGUCCCAGAGCCGAGGAAAAGCUCCAACCGGGAGGCCGGUGCCCUCCGGUGUCCAUGCCGGCGAGGAGGGAUCGAACCAGAGCGGCACGACUGAUGCAAAUAUGUUUCGAAACAACAGUGGGGCAGGGAGAGAUACGUCAGUUGAUGACACAGCUGGAAUUUUAGAAAGGUUAGAAGGUGAGAUGCCCAUGCAGGAUGAAGGUCACGAACUGGGCGGAGGAGGCGACAUACGGUCAGCCCUAUAUCUACGCGCAGUUGAGAAAAUUGCAGAUGCACUUGGAGGCAGCCUCGACCGCUGGACUGUCAAGACCGAAGCUGAGCGAGUGGGUCUGUCGAAGGUGAAAAGCGCUCUUCAGUGGCUGCGAGAGAAAUUCCUCAGAGAUGAUGCAGAAGACGACGAGCAAGACGAAGAAGAAGGAAACGACGACGAAGGUAAUUCUCUGACAGAAGAACCUGAGUUUGACGGAUCCCAGUCAACGAAGAUUGUCAUUUUUGCACAUCAUCGUCGAGUCUUAGACUGUCUGGAGCAAGGCCUCCGGUCCUUCCAGAAACGGUCGGAGAGAGGCGGGCGCCCUGGGGGCUCGCGAGGCCGGUGCCGCGGCGCGUCGGAGCUAGCCAACGCUCCAGCACUCCGUGAAGCCGCGGACAGUCUAUGGGAGGGAGACUCUGCACGGAGAGCUGCUUUCGGCUUCGUUCGAAUCGACGGAAGCGUGCCGGAGGAAGAGAAAUUCAGACGACGAGAAAUCUUCCACAAGGUGCCCCAGUGCAAGAUUGCCCUUCUCUCCGUCACGGCGUCGAGCCACGGGGUGGACCUCUCAAACGCGAACGUGUGUGUGUUCGUCGAGUUGCUUCCAGAGCAGCACGAGCUCCUCCAAGCCGAGGGCCGCCUCCAGCGUCGCGGUCAGAGGCGGCAAGUCACGACUUUUUUUCUGAUUAAUAGAUUUCUCGGAGAAGACGCAGAUGCCGAAGGCUUAGGGGCCGAGAGCGCGGCUGAAGGCGACAGCUGGCGCCUCCUGACCAGCGAUGCAGAGACGACAGAAGCGGCAAUAGACGCGUCACUGGCGUCUCCAUCCUGCGGGGAGGGAUCGUCUUCAUCUCUCCCUUCUCCUCGUUCUGCUUCGUCACCUGUCUCCUGCCCUUCGCAAUCGGCGUCCCUGGGAACCAAGUCUGAGCCCUGCACGCGUGUCCGCCUGAGGGAUUUGCUAACGCGGUUUUGGCGAGAGGUCCUGCGAGAGAAGAAGCGACUUCUUGCUGAGUGCGAGAACCUCGAUGUCUCGGCCUGGCGGCGGUACUCUGCAUGCGCCGCCGCCAUUCACCACGUCGUCGACGGUCCUACUGAGGCAGCGGAAGGCGAUACAUUCCCUCUCAAAAUUCACCAGCAAGCUGAGUGGGUCGGUGCUGCUUGUCGCGGAGAAAGCGAAGGCAGGCAGACACUCAAUGUUGGCGAAGAGUCUGAGCAGAGACGUGAAGGAGACAAAGACGCCGGGGAGAGUGAAGACCAGCAAGAGAGUAUCGGAUCCGAGGAGGCGAAACAAACGGCGGUCACGGCUGGGAGCACGCAAUACGACUCCAAGUCGGCAGACACAACCGGACGAAAUUGGGCGCCUGAACGCGGGGUCGGUGCGCAGAUGGAGCGCCAUGAGAACAAGGAAGCAAGUUCGUGCAGACACACCUCGAACAAGCCUGUUUUCUUAGAGACUGUCUCCACGACGGUUGGCUUGCUUGGUACGGUAACGGAGACGCAGGUGGCCAAUGAGGAGCUAGUCCACGGACUGAAAAGCCGGACAACACCGUCCGAAACUUCGGUCACCCUUCCUUCUAUCUCUCCAUCGAACAAAACGCUCGACAGGAGACGUCGCCCUGCUUUCUGUCUCGCCUCCGGCUUUUGCAGUGGAAGCGGCGAUUCAGAGUUCAAGAGCGGGAGUAUCCCAGAGAUCAGCGAGACGCAGCCUGAGUUGCACUAUCACGCGCAAUCUCUGCACAGCGGAAUGGAACGCGAGUUGGGGGCUGGGGAGGCGGACGACGACAACCCACUUGCGACGCAUGUGGCGCCGAGGGAUUUACGUUUCAUCGUGUCGCCGUACACAAAGCGCGUUCAUGUGCUUCGAGUUUGGAACACAAGGGACGUCACUUCUCGCAUGCAUACACGUUCUCCCGGCCAUCCGUCGCCCUCUUUCCCUUCAGCCACCUCCUCUUCUGUCUCGCCAGAUUCUUCCGAUUCCGUCCCUCCACCUUCUCCGUCCUCUGAGGUGCCUUCCUCGGGUCCCGUUCCUCCAUCAGCGCUCGACAGCCAGGCGCCAUCUCUUUCUGAAGCCCCUCACUCUUCCCUCUCCUUUCCCGGUGGUUCUUCACUUCGUCCGGAGUCCCUCGCGCCUCUUCCUGUCGACAUCGCUGGGCAGUCGUUCUUAGAGAGUCAAACGGGUACGCGGUGUGUCUCUUUCGCUCGCGACGCCUGUCUCGCGGUCGAGCCUUUGGGAAUCUCGUUUCCCGCUGAGGAACUGCUUGCGCCAGGCGCCUUUCCUGGAGCUGUCUCUUGCACUGCGACUGCCUCGAGGAUUUCCUUCAGUGAGGUACCGAUGUUCUGCGCCACAGGGCAAAGGCCUGAGGUGCCAGGCCGGGCUCCUGGUUCAGGCGCUUCAUCAGACGUCCUGUGGCGUCGCUCUGGGCCUUGGAGGAAAAGUGAAACGGAAUCCCGCGAAGGAUUUGAGGACAUGGUGAAAGGCUAUGCAGCCCGUUUCUACGCAGAGUACCUCUCCCUUACUUCCUACCAACGACGCAAACUCCGAAACGUGUAUGCGCCGCUGGGCCUCCACGCCUGGAUUGCUUCAGGGGCUGUCUUGACAGCCGGCAAAGCGCAUGCGGCGGGCGCGUCUGCUAGUCGUCCUAUCUGCGAAGGUUUUGCAGGUUACAAUUCCCCAUCCGUUCUUCAGAUUGUUUCUCCCUUUUUUUCGGAACCGUUCCACACACCGAGAACGUAUCAUCAAGGCCAGGCGCCUCCUUACGAAGACAGAAAAGACGUCGCAAUCGGGUGCCCGAGGCAGUGGCCUGUCAAGCUCCCACGGUCCUUCCGGGACCUCCCGCUCCAGGCCUACUUCGAAACCAUGCUGCACAUGCACUAUACGCAGUGCAUGCGACGCAGCAGUCUGGCGCACUUGGGAGAGAAGGCAGCCGAAGGACAAGACUCACUGGCAACUGUCUCUGGUUGGGGCACACCCAGUGACAGCAACUAUUUUGUUCCCUCGCGGUACUACAUGUUGGCCGGGGAGACACCCACAGAAGAGGCCCCAGGCCUAGGACACAACAGGGCGCGUGCAGCCGGCAAGGCUCCGCGGGUCGGACUCCAAGAGUCGCGGGAGUGUGAAGCUGAGGCAAGGACGGAGCCCCCAGAAGGCGACGGGACUAAGGGUGCACAACGCGCGAGUGCGGGAUCUCUGGCAGUCGACGCCUCUCGUUCAUGCUCGCCUCAUGCGUCGCAAGAGAAUGCCACCGAGACACAUCCAUUUGCGUCCGCGAAACCCAGGCGCAGCGACGCCUUGCGGGGCUCUGCUGCGUUGCGUGACGGAAGUGAGCAUGCAGUGAAGAAGCGCAAAGGACGAGAACCGAGACGCGAAAACCCCAAAAUACAAGGAGACGGAGGACCAGACGGGAUGCAGGGGACUGUGGCGAAGGCGAGGACAGGUGGCGCGGGACCGCGAAGUUCGGGUGGUGCUCCCGAUCUGCGGUGGGACGAGGACGAAGAGGAAGACGGCAGUGAGGGUGGUGCGUUUGACGAAACACUGCAGCGUCGCAUUCCUGCGCCUGCACUGCCCCCACAGAGUGUCUCUGUGACACGGGGUCUUUCGUCGGCAAUCCCAGCCACCUCCACGAUGGUCCCAGGUGUCAAGGAAGAGUCGUGGCGGGGCGCGGAUGAACCUGCGAUCACAGGAUCUCUGGACCCGUCCCAAUGUGCCCUCUCGGGAGACGGCGAAGGCGCUGGUGGUGUAGAGACAGAUAGAGCCCUUUGGCAGGGAUCAGCACACACGUAUCAGAGAAAGAGGCAUGGCUCCACAAAGGCUCCUGCGUACCCGUGUGACGCUGUGUUGGGAGCCGCACAGAGUUUCUCUGAUGAUCCAGCUGUUCCCUUGAAGCUCACCACAUCACGGUUCUUCCCACCAUCUUCGUGGGAAAAUGUUGCCUUGCCUUCCAAGGCCCCAUCGUCUCUGAAUUCUAAGAUACCACCAAGUUGGGGACGAAUUCGUAGGCUCACGGGUUCGUCUUUAUCGAGUGAAACGAAAGAUGGCGCAUGCACCAGCUCUGAUGAUAUCGUUGAAAGCGUGGACACCGUCCCGCCUUGUCCUUCGCCGACGCCCUCGGUGUCCCCUCGCUUCCCACGGGUCUUAUCGAGAGAACAUGAGACUGGAGGAGAACGGGUUGGUGUUGAAAACAGACUUCGAUUAGAUCGAUAUCCAAAAGAAGAGCACGACUGUCGCCUUGCAUAUGUCAGGGCGCUGGCCACAUAUAGUCGUCUUGGAGGCUCUUGCGUCACGUACUAUCAACCUGUUUUUCUAGGUCCGUCCCGCCCCACCUUGCGUGUGAAUCUGUCGCAGGUCGAUGUGCCCCUGCAGACACUAGUAGACAAAUGUCCCCUGAUGGAUUCCCUGGAAGAGGCGAGCCACGACGGCGGCGCCUGCUCUUCGCCCCCUCAGCCCCUCUGUCUCAUGUGUUACCAGCCGCUUGUGGCACUGAGUACCACACGCAAGUGGAGUCGAAAAUUGACAAACUCUGGAAGGGAAACGAAAGCGAAAUGUGAACGCCCUCUGUCAGGCUCUGGUACUCCUCAAUACGGGGUGAAAGCGGAUGGUGACAGUGAGGAACAGAGAUCACUCAUGCUCAGUGAAGACGAGAAAGAAAAAGAUCAGGAGAGUAAGGGUCAAAAGGCAGACUGUGGUGACAACGCGACUCGCAGUGCAAUGCGAAAAGCCGACGCUCUACAAGGCUCCACGCCGCCCGUGGGCCAGAUCACGGCGAGGGGUCUCCGCGUUUCGAAGCGCGGCAAAGGGAGACCAAAAAACGAACUGGUGGGCGACGGCGUCUCGGUGGGGGAUCUUGAGAGGCGGAACGGUUUGCCGGUAUAUGAAUGCCGGACACAAAAGAACAAAGCAGACGGAUCGCCUUCAGAUGGCCGCUCUGACUCCCAGCUACAAACGGAUGAUGAGGCCACUUUGGCAUUGCACGACGAAAGCGGGUCCGAGCUGUGUCAAAGGGGUGCCCAGGUCAUUUUCGCGAAGAAAGAGGAAGGCGAUGCUUUCGGACCGUGUCACGACAUGUGUAGUGACGAGUGGGAAGUCCGGUGCAGUGACAACGACUUGUUCUGUAGUGGAGCUUGCAGAGCUGCCUUCUUCGCGCGCAGGAAUAGUGACAGUCUGCGUAGACAAGUAUUCCGAUCUGAUCGCGGCAUCUGCAGUGGCUGCGGCAUCGAUUGCGUCGCCUUGCUUGCGGGUGUCAAGAGCAUGCGAGAGGAGGGCCGAAACGCUGCAGCAAUAGGCGAGUUCAUCUUUUCCUUCGCUCCCACAUUCAGGGCCUUUCCGACCCUUGCUGCGCUACUGAUUCGCGAACCAGUCGAUGGCAACGCAUGGCAUGCAGAUCAUAUAAUUCCGGUCCACCAGGGGGGGGGCCUUUGCGAUCUCACAAAUGUGCAGACGCUCUGUCGAGCUUGUCACCAACUUAAAACGAACCGUGAAACGUCGCUGCGUGCCCACCGAAGUUGGAUGGCACGUCAGGCAGGGUUGAGCACGGUUGAAAAUCCACUAUCAUUAACGCAGUGA